GGACGUGACAUUAACAUGAAGAGCUACAAUACGGAGGAACAAUUUUACCAGCUGUCAGCCAUCGAUUGUGCGAAGUGUUACUGCAUUGGCAAGAUACGCGUUACGUGUUGAUAUAACAGAUUAUAUUUCUCUUGACACUCAGUUUCACGAAAUCUGACUUUCGUUCGCACGGUGCUUCGAACGUCCACAGAGCAUGGAUAAUAAUAUUUCUUACAAUAUGCAGCCACAGUCAGUGAUAAAUAACGACACUCUUGUGGAAACUGGUGUGCGCAAUGAAAUUCCUACAUUGACUGUAGCUCUGCCUGCAGUUCCAAGUAGCGUACAUAGUCACACUGGUGAAGCUGCUGCUGUAGCAGCUCAUGCUGCACCCAUAGUCAGAAUGGCUGAAGGAGAAGAGAUACCUCCUCCCAAACCUGAUUUUUCUGCCCCACCCCCAUAUGAGGUAGCUACUAAAUUACCUAGUUAUGAAGAAGUACAGCGUGAAAAAACUCUACAGGGCGAGACAACUCCUCAUACUCAUCCCCAAAUUCAUCUGCCUGGAAGUAUUAGAGCACCGCAGCAGCCAUUGACUAUUCUUGCCAUAGAUACAGAGGCUGCAGAAGGUGACCCAGAGAGUGGCCUUCUGGGAACUGAUUUUAUGUUCUUUACUGCUUUUUUGGUUGCAUUCCUUUUCAAUUGGAUUGGAUUUCUCUUGCUGAUGUGCUUCUGUCACACUAUCGCAUCACGAUACGGAGCUUUAUCUGGAUUUGGACUUUCUCUAACCAAAUGGACUUUGAUUGUGAAGCAUUCAACGGAUCUUGCAUCGCGCGAAAAUUCUUGGCUUUGGUGGCUCAUCAUGGCAUUUGGGAUUUUGAUUUGCGUACGCGCCAUCAUUCAGUAUUUGAAUAUCAAGCGUGGCUGGAGGUUAUUGUCAGGCAGUGCUCAAGAGCGCUUACUUUUUUUCUAUUAAACCACGCAAAAAGUCGCACCUUUAAUCCACUUGGCUUUAGUACAGCUGGCAUUUCUAUCCGGGGUUGUAGUUGUAUAAUAUCUAUAUAACCGACAUCCGUAAUUACUACUAUUUAAUAUAUAUGGAAUGCAUUAAAUUGUAAUAAAUAGAAAAAAAAAGGCGAGACUCGACGAUUUUAGCCAAAUUCACUUUUUAUGUAGUGAUGAAACUAUGCGCACGGAGAGUAUCAAGGAACAAGUAAGGCAAAUAGUUUCUGCACAUGUUAUUUAUCUAUUAUCUUAUGAAUGUCAUUUUCAUAUAAAUUAUCGUGAUUUUUUAUUGCUCAAAUAGCAUAAAGGAUGCUUUUAAUGGUGAAAGCUCAUUGAUUUGAAUACCCGAAAUUGUUACACUGAAGUUUGUGGUGCCGUAAUGCACGGUACAGACAUUAUAUCCGCAUUCAAUCGUAUGAAUCAAAAUGAAGAUUACUUCUUAUGAAAAAUCAAAUAUAAAAUUUCUAACAGCAUAUAUAAAAGCUAUGUAUGUAUUAUGAGAAAAAAUUACUGUUACAAGUACAUGUUAUCCUAUGCUUUAUAGUAUUAAACAAGACUUUAGGGGCUUUGGCUGUACACAAAUCUAUGUUGUAUUGACAUCCCGGAUUGCUUGUUUAUACAUUAUAAUUUAUACAAGAAUAAAGAGAACUUAGCCGUAAGAUGAUUAUACAUAAAUAUACUAAAUAUACAUGUACUAUAUUAUUAUUGUAAUGCGAAGUAUCUUAUAUAUGAGCCUAUCGAAAAUUUAAUUAUUAUUAUAUAUACUUACAAUUACACGGUAUGUCUGAAU
Molecule: messenger RNA, 1768 nt
Organism: Cephus cinctus (wheat stem sawfly)
Lineage: Eukaryota; Metazoa; Arthropoda; Insecta; Hymenoptera; Cephidae
Gene: Ndfip
Product: NEDD4 family-interacting protein 1-like
Exons: 6
Coding region: 194-949 (251 amino acids)
Biological process (GO): positive regulation of protein ubiquitination; metal ion transport; ubiquitin-dependent protein catabolic process
Cellular component (GO): perinuclear region of cytoplasm; endoplasmic reticulum; Golgi apparatus
Molecular function (GO): WW domain binding
Source: RefSeq, a predicted model, not a curated record